Molecule: messenger RNA, 3147 nt
Organism: Tinamus guttatus (white-throated tinamou)
Lineage: Eukaryota; Metazoa; Chordata; Aves; Tinamiformes; Tinamidae
Source: RefSeq, a predicted model, not a curated record
GACUCAGCUGGGUUUGCUCAGGGUAGGCUGCCAAGCCUCUUGCAUCUGACUGAUGCUAAACAGAAACACAUUUUCUUCAGUUUUAUGCCCGGUGAGCAGAGUAUCUGCCAAGCACGAGCUGCAGUAAUGGUCUAUGAUGAUGCCAAUAAGAAAUGGGUACCAGCUGGUGGAUCAACUGGAUUCAGCAGAGUUCACAUAUACCAUCACACAGGCAACAACACAUUUAGAGUAGUGGGCAGGAAGAUUCAGGAUCAUCAGGUGGUAAUAAAUUGUGCCAUUCCAAAAGGGCUGAAGUACAAUCAAGCUACGCAGACCUUCCACCAGUGGCGUGAUGCCAGGCAGGUGUACGGUUUGAAUUUUGGCAGCAAAGAAGAUGCCAAUGUCUUCGCAAGUGCCAUGAUGCAUGCCUUAGAAGUAUUAAAUUCACAGGAAGCUGUGUUCUAUUUAGGUCCAACAUUGACUCGACAAAAUUCACAGCUUCCCUCUCAAGUACAAAAUGGUCCAUCUCAAGAAGAAUUGGAAAUCCAGAGAAGACAGUUGCAGGAGCAACAAAGGCAGAAGGAGCUGGAACGGGAGAGGCUGGAUCGUGAGCGAAUGGAACGGGAGAGGCUGGAGAGAGAGAGACUAGAAAGGGAAAGACUUGAAAGAGAGCGCCUAGAACAGGAGCAACUGGAGAGAGAGCGGCAAGAAAGGGAACGGCAAGAACGCCUGGAAAGGGAGAGGCAAGAAAAGGAGAGGCAGGAUCGAGAAAGACUUGAACGACUUGAAAGGGAAAGGCAAGAAAGAGAGCGGCAAGAACAGUUGGAAAGGGAACAGCUGGAAUGGGAAAGAGAGAGGAGGAUUUCAAAUGCUGCUCCAUCUUUCGACAACUCCCUGUAUAGCACUCCACUUCCUGAGUACUCCAGUUGCCAGCCUCCUUCAGCACCUCCUCCAUCAUAUGCAAAAGCAGUGGCAGCACCGAUGGCCGAGGCCACACCGGAGUACGCUGUAGUGACUUCUGCACCACCGACUUCCACUCCCCCUACACCGCCUCUUAGACACUCUGCAUCGCGUUUUGCUACAUCUUUAGGUUCAGCUUUCCACCCUGUUCUGCCCCAUUACGCUACAGUUCCUCGUCAGCUCAACAAAAGUUCUCGGCCCCCUUCUCCUGUGAAUGCCCCGGCGACUUUGCCCCCAAAUGCAAAGCCCGUCGGCUGGUCCGCGCCCAGUUUUGCACCCCUUCCCCCGUCUCCUCCGGUCAUGAUAAGCAGCCCACCAGGCAAAGCUACCGGUCCAAGACCUGUCCUUCCAGUGUCGGCUUCGAAUCCGGUGCCCCAAACGCACACAUCUCCUACUGCUCCAAAUGGUCUUCCUGAAAGCGUGACUCAUCCAGCUCCUUCGCCUUCUACCUCAGGUCCAACUCCGCCUCCACCACCCCCUCCUCCCCCGCUGCCUUCCUUUCCGCCUCUCUCACUCUCUGGACCUCAAGCUUCUCCUUCUCCAAACUCUCCUAAUGCCUCGACUCCCUCAUCCAAGCCUAGUGUUCUCCCUUCUCCCUCUGCAGCUACCCCUGCCUCUGUUGAGAACUCUCUAAACUCUGUGCUGGGAGACUCCUCUGCUUCUGAGCCAGUCUUGCAGGCAGCCUCUCAGCCGGUUGAACCUACGACCCAGCAGGGUGUUGUCCAAGGACCACCUGCACCUCCUCCCCCACCUCCGCUGCCCCCCGGCCCAGCUCAGUCCUCAGUAGCAGUCCCACCUCCUCCCGGCCCACCGCCACCACCUCCGCUGCCGCCCUCAGGGCCGCCGCCACCUCCGCCGCCGCCUCCGCUUCCCAGCCAAGUUCCCCCUGUCCCUCCUCCGCCUCCUGCCCCCCCGCUCCCUGCCUCUGGAUUUUCAGCGGGGUUUGUGUCUGAAGAAAAUCGCCCUUUAACUGGACUAGCUGCCGCACUUGCUGGAGCCAAACUUAGGAAAGUGUCGCGGGGUGAAGACUCCUCCAGUUCAAGUGGAGGAGGAAGCUCCGUUUUGUCUAAAGCAGAUGGUGGCCGUGGAAAUGGGCCGCUUCCCUUGGGAGGCAGUGGAUUAAUGGAAGAAAUGAGUGCCCUGCUGGCCAGGAGGAGAAGAAUUGCUGAAAAGGGAUCAACAGAACCAGAGCAAAAAGAAGAUAAAACUGAAGAAUCAGAGUCUUCAACUUCCAAAGUUUCAUCAACAAGCACACCUGAACUAACGAGAAAGCCUUGGGAAAGAACAAAUACAGUGAAUGGAAGCAAGUCACCUGUUAUCUCCAGACGGGAAUCUCCAUGGAAAAAUCUCACUGGUUCUGAAAACAGAUUCUAUGAUUCAUUAAACAGACCAAAAUCUACACCAACAGGGCAACCCAGUGCCAAUGGAGUACAGUCAGAAGGUCUAGAUUAUGACAGAUUGAAGCAGGAUAUUUUAGAUGAAAUGAGAAAGGAGUUAACGAAAUUAAAGGAAGAACUCAUUGAUGCUAUCAGGCAGGAACUGAACAAGUCGAAUACUGCAUAGAAAGACUAGUACUAAGCUGAUGUGACUCUCUAACUUGGUAUAAAACUGACUACAUUUUUGUGAGCUGUUAGAAGAAAAUGGAGACAGACACUUGGAAGGAGGGAGAAACAACAUAUUCUGAAAAGCUUCAGACGCAUCACUCUGGUGAUAUGCUAUUUCCCUCCUAGUUUGCAGCUUUUUUCUGACCUUUACAGCAAGGUGGAAAAGAGUCUUAAAGUUACUGUAAUGAAUAUGCAGAAAUUCCUACACCUAUCAGACAAGAUCACAGUGCUUUGAAAUAUUCACAUGUCAAGAUAAAAUUGCACAUGUUUCAGAAUUUGUUGUUUAAAAAAAAAACAGGGAAAAGCUUGGGAAGGCUUUUCAGAGAGGUUUUCUUUAUUAAUGAAGGAUUUAGCAAGUUAUACUGUUGUACUUCAAAUGAUUCUCAGGUUUGUCUUCCUAUCAUAUCUGGUAUUUCCAUGAACAAUUUAAAAGAGCAGAUGUGUAAGUUCAGAUCACAAAAUAUGGAACAAUUACCAAUGUGUGCUUUUAAAGGGCAAUACUUGUAAGUGAAUGACCUAGACAGUGGUGACAUUUUGAGAUUUCGGAAUUUAUGAUAGGAAGCCUCUCUAGUUAGCCUUCAUGCAAUUUUAUAGGAGAAAAAAA